GUCCGCCCGGAAGCAGCAGGACGUACACAAGGCUGCUCACACGUGGGUGCGGGAGUUCAAUCUCAGUUAUGCGCUUUGGGACCCUGUAGCUGAAAACAUGCCGAAGAGAGUGAAAGUUGUGCAUGAAGAAGAGGCCCGGGGGCCGGAGCAGGUGGAGGAUGUUCCCGCGGAGACCAGGCGGACCCGCAGCGGCCGCAGGAUCCGAGCUCCGGCCUCUCAGCCGGAAUACAAACCCCCGGCGACCCCCGGCAGGAGGACCCGGAGCUCCGUGGCCCAGGAGCGAGUGGCGGCAGAAGACAAAAUCGUGGAGGAGCCGGAGCGGAGCCCCGAGAGGCCGGUGGAAACCAAGUCUGCUGCCUCGCCGGAGCCGGCGGCGGCCGGGGAGCAGCAGGUCCAGGUCCAGGCGGAUCCGGGGGCAGCAGAGACUGUGACUGUGUCCAGGCCUCCGGCUGCAGAAACAGCACCUUUAAAUUCAGAGACUGUCCCCAAGAAGAAACCUCAUUUAGCCCCAAGUGCUAAAAAGAUCCCGGCGGUUCCUCUGGGAAAACCCAAGUCAGGACGAGUGUGGAAGGACCGCAACAAGCAGAGGUUCUCUGCGCUGGUGAGAGAUAAACCGUUGAACUCCUCUUGGGAAAAGAAGAUGGCGGCCAAGCGGGAAAAGCAACUCCUGAAACAAUAUUCAGUGAAGCUUACAGAGGAGAAGGCCCGGCAGAAAGAGGAGAAGAGGCUGAGAAGAGAAGAAAAUCUGAAACGGCGUGCAGAGAACGAACGGAAAUCUGAGAUUGUUCAAGUGAUUCGCAACACGACGAAGAUCAAGAGGAUGAAGAAAAAGCAACUGAGAAAGAUUGAGAAGCGAGACACGCUGGCUCUGCUGCAGAAGUCCCAGAAGCAGAAUAAGAAGACCAAAACGCAGAAAAAUGUUGAGCAAGAGCUUACUUGAACAAAAUCUGACAAUAAAAUGCAUAUAU
Molecule: messenger RNA, 968 nt
Organism: Cololabis saira (Pacific saury)
Lineage: Eukaryota; Metazoa; Chordata; Actinopteri; Beloniformes; Belonidae
Gene: ccdc86
Product: coiled-coil domain containing 86
Exons: 4
Coding region: 98-940 (280 amino acids)
Cellular component (GO): nucleolus
Source: RefSeq, a predicted model, not a curated record